Molecule: messenger RNA, 561 nt
Organism: Beauveria bassiana ARSEF 2860
Lineage: Eukaryota; Fungi; Ascomycota; Sordariomycetes; Hypocreales; Cordycipitaceae
Exons: 3
Coding region: 1-561 (186 amino acids)
Source: RefSeq, a predicted model, not a curated record
AUGCCUCGCUCUCACCCCGGUACAUCGUCAAUGUACCCCGGCUUACACGAUGAUGUCCAAACCCGCCUAGAGAGCAACGGUCUCAAAUUUAAUUUCCGAAAAAAUGGCGAUAAGAAGAAUCACACGAACUCGUACGAUAGUCAUAUAAUGGGCAGAUUCACAUGUGCAAACAAGAAUUGUAUUGCCGACGGCUGGACCAGCAAGAAGAUAGCAGUCACCAUACGUCAGUUCCCUGGAAAUGAGUACAACGCAGAAGUGUACCAUCAGCGCUGUUUGAAGUGCAACUGGCUGAGCAAGCCGAAACUCGACGAUUCCUACGCUGACAGGGUCGCUUAUCGUCUCAAGAAAUGGUCGGGAAUGCAUGUGGAACCUCGCCCAUUCUCAGGGGACGUCAAGGGCGAACCAGAGACGCGAAAAGAAUAUGGUUCUAAGCCUAGCGUUCUCGACCACUCUGGAUUCGGAAUGUCUCAACCCUUUGAGGAGGCGAUCGCGAAUCAAGCCCCUUGCUCUCCACUCUCGAGCCAACAUGUUAUAUUCAUGGAACAAUACCACGCCUACUAG